Messenger RNA from Coffea eugenioides, 1255 nucleotides. RefSeq names its product translin-associated protein X. The coding region runs from base 26 to 946 and encodes 306 amino acids. Gene Ontology annotation, molecular function: RNA endonuclease activity; RNA binding; sequence-specific DNA binding. The transcript has 8 exons. Gene Ontology annotation, cellular component: nucleus; cytoplasm. NCBI's taxonomy places the organism in Eukaryota, Viridiplantae, Streptophyta, Magnoliopsida, Gentianales, Rubiaceae. The record is from RefSeq and is a predicted model, not a curated record.
AUCAGCGGCAGAAGCAGCCGGACACAUGUUACAAUCUUCCUCCUUCACUCUGCACAAAAUUUCCAGAACUCUUCUUCUUCUGACGAUGGCUCCAAAACCACAGCGCUUCCACCAGUUCGCCGAUAGUAGUACUUUGGGUGGCGGUGUCAAAAGGGCAAGAACCAUCAGCGUCAUGAGCUCCACGGCUGGGGCUGACUCUGAGUCUUCUUCUUCUUCUUCUUCUCAGAUGAAAAACGCCUUCUCUAACUAUGCCCAGUACCUUAAUGACCUCAAUGAGAAAAGAGAAAGGGUUGUGAAAGCAAGUCGGGAUAUCACUAUGAAUAGCAAGAAGGUUAUAUUUCAGGUCCACAGGAUUAGCAAGCAUAACAAAAAGGAAGUUCUUGAAAAAGCAGAAAAAGAUCUUGCAGCAGUGAAGGAUCAGCAUGUAUCGCGACUCGUACAGGAACUACAGGGGACUGAUUUCUGGAAGCUACGACGAGCAUACUCUCCUGGGGUCCAGGAGUAUAUUGAAGCUGCAACACUCUGUAACUUUUGCAAGACUGGGACUCUUUUAAUACUCGAUGAGAUCAAUGCUAGCUUGCUACCACUGAGUGAUCCAUCGCAUGAACCUUUGCAGAUUAACAUUCUAGACUAUCUCUUGGGGCUUGCAGACUUGACGGGAGAGUUAAUGAGGUUGGCAAUUGGUAGAAUAUCAGACGGUGAACUUGAAUAUGCUGAGAAGAUAUGCAAAUUUGUGCGUGAAAUCUAUAGGAAACUGACUGUUCUUGCUCCGGAAAUGGAUGAAAGCUCAGACAUGAAAAUGAAGAUGGACACAAUGCUCCAAAGUGUUAUGAAAAUAGAAAAUGCAUGCUUUAGCGUUCAUGUUAGAGGAUCGGAGUAUAUCCCACUUGUUGGAUCUGCUGAUUCCAGUUAUUCUCUGAUUGGCUUGCCUGAUUUUGAACAAUGAAGUGAUGAUGCAUCUCCCAGAGCUUUGCCAAAUGGAGAAUCAAAAACUUUCCAACAAGAAGUCAAGUCAGCUGUCUGUAUCCCUCUUUUCAAUGCUCCAACCAGGUGCUGCAUUCAUUGCCACACAGAAGAAGUGUAAGAAGAGAAAAAUGGGAAUGAAUUUUCCUUAGCUUGUUGAGGAACUGUAUCCAAAUUAGAUCAUCAAUGGAUUAUUGCUUUGAUUACUGGGAAAUGAUCAAUUAAUAGGGCAACUAUAGGAUGUGAAUGCCCACGUAAUUAUGCAUGUUUUCAUAUGGUAGUGUAAUUGAUA